Molecule: messenger RNA, 483 nt
Organism: Microthlaspi erraticum
Lineage: Eukaryota; Viridiplantae; Streptophyta; Magnoliopsida; Brassicales; Brassicaceae
Source: the annotation of a GenBank genome assembly
AUGUGGUUGGAGAGGUUCGAGCCCGAGACCUCGAGGAAGUUGGGAGCUAAGUCUUCAGCUCAAGGAAGCUUCACUAAGAUAAUCUUAUCCUCUCUGUGGAUAAGGAGUUCUCUUUGUAACAGAAAACAGAGAGAGAAAGAGAGAGAUAAGAUAGAGAGAGAGAGAGACGAGAAACGUUGCAACGGUGAUCGGAGAAAGCUCAAGUUCCGAGCUGAUCUAGUGAAGCUUGCCGGCGUUGCCGUGCCCCAGGAGAGUAGGAAACGAACUCCUGGGUUUCGAAUCGGGAAGAUGACGACGUCACGGAGCGAGAUUGCUCAGUACGACGGAUCCGGAGACUUUGUAAUCUGGAGGAAGAGAGUCCUCGCACACAUCACCGUGCAAGGAUUGAAGGAUCUCUUGAAGCCAAAGCCAAUCCUCACUCUAUCGUUGGCGGAGGAGACGCCGGAAGCGAAAGAAGUGAGGAUUCAGGAAGAAGCGGCGUGA